Molecule: messenger RNA, 192 nt
Organism: Cylicostephanus goldi
Lineage: Eukaryota; Metazoa; Nematoda; Chromadorea; Rhabditida; Strongylidae
Source: the annotation of a GenBank genome assembly
AUGGAGUCUAGUGAUUCCGACAAGAUCAUCGAGAUUCUGCUCAUUCUGUUUCUUCCGCCGUUAGCGAUAUGGUACCAUGAUCGAAAUUGCUCCGGCGCAGUCUGUCUCAAUAUUAUUCUACUGUUCCUCUUCGUGCUUCCAUCGAUUGUCCAUGCUAUGUGGUACUGCUUCAUGAGAAAGGAGCCCAAAUAG